Manis pentadactyla (Chinese pangolin) is the source of this 960-nucleotide messenger RNA. RefSeq names its product olfactory receptor 8U9. Gene Ontology annotation, biological process: sensory perception of smell; G protein-coupled receptor signaling pathway. The transcript has a single exon. Bases 1 to 960 code for a protein of 319 amino acids. Gene Ontology annotation, cellular component: membrane. Lineage: Eukaryota; Metazoa; Chordata; Mammalia; Pholidota; Manidae. Gene Ontology annotation, molecular function: olfactory receptor activity; odorant binding; G protein-coupled receptor activity. The record is from RefSeq and is a predicted model, not a curated record.
AUGAUUCAGAUAAAUUGCACCCGGGUGACAGAAUUUAUUCUUGUGGGCCUCACCGAUCGUCAGGAGUUGAAGAUGCCCUUAUUUUUGGUGUUCUUAUCCAUCUACCUCUUCACAGUAGCCGGCAAUCUAGGUCUGAUCCUACUCAUUAGAACAGAUGCAAGACUCAACACACCAAUGUACUUCUUUCUCAGCAACCUGGCUUUUGUCGAUUUCUGUUACUCUUCUGUUAUUACUCCCAAAAUGCUUGGCAAUUUCUUGUAUAAACAAAACGUAAUCUCCUUCAAUGCGUGUGCCACUCAGUUAGGCUGUUUCCUGGCCUUCAUGACUGCUGAGUGCUUGCUACUGGCUUCCAUGGCCUAUGACCGAUACGUGGCCAUUUGUAACCCUCUCCUCUAUAUGGCUGUAAUGUCCCCGGGAAUCUGCAUUCAGCUGGUGGCUCUCCCCUAUGGCUAUAGCUUCCUGGUGGCGCUGUUUCAUACCAUCCUCACCUUCCGCCUCUCCUACUGCCACUCCAAUAUCAUCCGUCAUUUCUACUGCGAUGACAUGCCUCUCCUCAGGCUAACUUGCUCUGACACUCACUCCAAACAGCUCUGGAUCUUUGCCUGCGCUGGUAUCAUGUUCAUUUCUUCCCUUCUGACUGUCUUCAUCUCCUACAUGUACAUUAUUUCUGCUAUCCUGAGGAUGCACUCAGCAGAGGGCAGGCGCAAGGCUUUCUCCACAUGUGGUUCCCACAUGCUGGUGGUCACCAUAUUCUACGGGACCCUCAUCUUUAUGUACUUGCAGCCCAGCUCACACCAUUCCCUUGAAACAGACAAGGUGGCCUCUGUCUUCUACACUGUGGUCAUUCCCAUGUUGAACCCGUUAAUCUACAGCCUCAGGAACAAGGAGGUGAAAGAGGCCCUGAAGAAAGUCAUUAGCAAUGGAAACCUGGCUUUUGUGUUUGUAAAAUUGAGAAAGUGA